AUGUCUAGUUCUACUAGCGGUGCUGUGAAGCUUUACGCGCCUCAUAUCGUGAAGGAGAUACAACCUCCUCGGGGUGGUAGUCCUGUUUACUGGAGUCUGCGUCGUUCUAUCUUUCGGACUAAGACUAACUUCAUGCGUUUAGCACGUCAGGUGCGAUGGAACAUCUGUUUAAUCCGCAUGUCUUUUGCUGGAGUUCCUAAGCGUUCUUAUGACCCUAAGAUCAACCAAUGGGUAACAUUAAUGGACAACGAAGAAUGGGGAGGUGAUCGGUCGCCCCGUCGUUCUCGUGAUCUAUCUUACGAUCGUUCCUCGAAAUGGAAGUCAAAGAGUAGCCGUCGUGGCGGUAAUGCCAGCACUCGUGAAAAGUCUACUAGUUCUAAGAAGGCUAGGGAAGAGCAGGAAUUUUUGACAUCCAUUUAUGAUGGCUGUGUAUUCUCUACCUUGGACCUCAUUUUCGUAGUAUCGAAGCACCUAUUUAGCUUGGUAAAAGACGAUUCGUUGCCUCUUGAUGUGUAUGAGUUACGGCGCGACAUUGCGGACCACUUUGAGGGUUCUCAAAGGCUGCGGUUCAAUACGGUGUGUAAUAUAAACGCUCUCUGCUCCAUACUGAAGUAUCUUAGUUCAGGAUCGGCAAAGGAAGGAGGCGCUCACGAUGAGGAUAAAUCGGCGGAUGGCCGGGGCGGGCGAGCGAAACGCCGUGAUACUGGCAACCACAAGGAGUUGCAGAACGGACAUGUGAAGCAACGUGACACCGCUUCGGACUCGCAUAUUUCCGAAGGCGCGGCCGAUGAUAGGAACUCUGUUGAUAGCACGGUGGUUUCUGAUGUUAACAGUACUGCUCGUAAUGAAGAUCUGAUGGGCCGCAACCGCACUUCCGAUGGUGAAAUAGCGACAACAAAACGUAGGCGUGAGAGGAAAGAGGCAACGUUGCUAUCUAAGUAUCUGGACAAUUUGCCUGAUGCAACCGAUCAAUCAUUUCGCGAGUUUGACUGCCACCAGUCGUUGAUUGACCUUGACGUCAAGGAGGGGUUAUUGUAUAUUAUAGAUCUUAGGAGCACAAUUCUAAAGCGUACACUUUUGAAGAAUCGCAAGAAACAACGCGUGUUUGACUUAAGUGGUAUAUUCCCGGUUGACUCGUCGAGCACGAACCUCUCCACCGAAGACCGAGAGCAGGAUGGUAAGGCGGAGGAGAGCACUCACGAUAUAAAUGAUGCCGGAGACGUAUCGUCUAAUGUAAAGGAGGUCUCAGAUGCCCAGAAUAAUAUCGUGGCUGAAAGUACUGACGGCAAUGCUGCAGCCGAUAAAUCUUCAAACGCUGCAGAUGAGGCAUCGGGAAGCGGGGUGGAACUAGCGGUUAAGACUACCCCGUUGCCUGCUAUCUCCGACGAUAGUGGCAACACUCUGGAUGGACUAUACAAGGUGCUCUGGCAGGAUACGGCCCGUGAAUUAACACGAAUUUCACACUUCCAGCUGAAGGAUCAGAGUGGCUUCCGUGAAAUCUGUGCCUUUGGUACGCGUGCAGACUGUCGAAUGCAAAAUCCCAUGUCUUUCUUGUGUAAAAAAGUACACUUCAAGCGUAUUAUUUUACCUAAUACGUUGGUACAACUGGGUGACUGUUCCUACCUGGACACUUGUCGACAUAUUGAAACUUGCCGUUUCGUUCACUAUCAGGUGGAGAGUGAUAUGUCUCCUCGUCCACCAAUCGACAUGGUAUCACAAGGUCAAUGGAUUUGCUGCGAUGUUCGUAAGCUUGAUUUUUCGAUUUUCAAUCCUUUUGUGUCUGUCGUUAUGGCUGACCCACCUUGGGACAUUCACAUGGACCUUCCUUACGGUACUAUGAAGGACUCUGAGAUGCGUCAUCUAAAGGUUCAGAACAUCCAGAAUGAGGGUUUACUUUUCCUGUGGGUGACUGGUCGCACCUUGGAGGUUGGGCGUGAGUGUAUGGAGAUUUGGGGUUACCGUCAAUUAGACGAGAUUGUGUGGGUUAAAACUAACCAGUUACAGCGCAUCAUUCGCACCGGCCGUACCGGUCACUGGCUUAACCAUUCCAAAGAGCACUGUCUCAUUGGUAUCAAGGGCAACCCUGUGAUUAACCGUUUCCUCGACUGUGAUGUUGUGGUCUCCGAGGUCCGCGAAACCUCUCGCAAACCUGACGAGAUCUACGGUAUCAUUGAACGUAUGGUACCAGGUGCGUUGAAGUUAGAGAUUUUUGGUAACCAGCUGGACGGUUACAAGCUGACUCAUCCGGAGAUCAAGCGUCGAUAUGAAGAGACAUUGUCUAAGGGUGAUGUCAGUGGCGUGUCAGCCACUGCUUCAGGCGUGGACACGGUAAAUGCCGUGGCACCCAAUGCUGCCACGUAA
Molecule: messenger RNA, 2361 nt
Organism: Babesia sp. Xinjiang
Lineage: Eukaryota; Apicomplexa; Aconoidasida; Piroplasmida; Babesiidae
Product: N6-adenosine-methyltransferase 70 kDa subunit
Exons: 3
Coding region: 1-2361 (786 amino acids)
Cellular component (GO): RNA N6-methyladenosine methyltransferase complex
Source: RefSeq, a predicted model, not a curated record